This is a messenger RNA of Microtus ochrogaster (prairie vole), 629 nucleotides long. It is a transcript of the gene Nt5c3a, whose product is annotated as cytosolic 5'-nucleotidase 3A. The record is from RefSeq and is a predicted model, not a curated record. The transcript has 6 exons. Gene Ontology annotation, cellular component: cytoplasm. Gene Ontology annotation, molecular function: 5'-nucleotidase activity; magnesium ion binding. The coding region runs from base 96 to 629 and encodes 177 amino acids. Lineage: Eukaryota; Metazoa; Chordata; Mammalia; Rodentia; Cricetidae.
CGGAGCUCCGGGUUGGUGUGCGGCGUGGUGCCGCGCCCCUGGGCUCGGAGCCGCCGGUCUUCGGGCUGUCGCGCCGGGCGCACGCGGGCCUGCCUAUGGACCGCGCGGCCGUGGCGCGGGUGGGCGCGGUGGCGAGCGCCAGUGUGUGCGCGGUGGUGGCGGGCGUGGUGCUGGCCCAGUACAUAUUCACCUUGAAGAGAAAGACGGGCCGCAAGACCAAGAUCAUCGAGAUGAUGCCAGAAUUUCAGAAAAGCUCAGUGCGCAUCAAGAAUCCUACAAGAGUAGAAGAAAUCAUCUGUGGUCUCAUUAAAGGAGGAGCUGCCAAACUGCAGAUAAUAACAGACUUUGAUAUGACACUAAGUAGGUUCUCCUACAAUGGGAGAAGAUGCCCAUCAUGUCAUAAUAUCAUUGACAACUGUAAACUUGUUACAGACGAAUGUCGAGAAAAGCUGCUGCAGCUGAAGAAGAAGUAUUACGCCAUUGAGGUUGCUCCCGACCUCACUGUGGAAGAGAAGUUCCCUUACAUGGUAGAGUGGUAUACUAAAUCACAUGGUUUGCUUGUUGAACAAGGCAUACCAAAAGCCAAACUUAAAGAGAUUGUGGCAGACUCUGAUGUCAUGCUCAAGUAA